CAAUAUUUGUCUCUUCUCUGAUCCUUCAAAUAAAUUCAAUUUUGACAAGCUAUUUUCCAAAUGAAGUUUCAACAAUAUUUUCAAAUUUCAUUCAUUAUCCUGUUACAACUAUCCAGUUCCUCUACCUUCAUUCAGGAUCUGGACAAAUCGAAUUUCAAAACAGUCAUAGCCGAUAACCCAUACAUUCUAGUAGAAUUUUAUGCUCCUUGGUGCCACUUCUGCAAAGAGUUUGCGCCCGAGUACGAGAAGGUAGCAAAGAUACUCCAGGAGAAGAAUGUGCCGAUACAAGUAGCCAAAGUUGAUGCCAUUUCAGAAAAAGACAUCGCCGAUGAGCAAGACAUUGGUUCAUAUCCGACAGUCAAGCUAUUCAAGAAUGGCUACUCGCUAAAUUAUCAUGGAGAAAGGCAGGCUGAAGAUAUUUUCAAGUGGUUGUUGAGAAACACAGAUCAAUAAUUUCAAUGAGGAAGGUAAAUGAUCUUAUGUUUUAUCUUGUUGUAGUUGGUUGAGGAAAUAAAAUAUGUUCACAUAUA
Messenger RNA from Phaedon cochleariae (mustard beetle), 530 nucleotides. Lineage: Eukaryota; Metazoa; Arthropoda; Insecta; Coleoptera; Chrysomelidae. The record is from the annotation of a GenBank genome assembly.